Glycine soja is the source of this 958-nucleotide messenger RNA. RefSeq lists its product as uncharacterized. The transcript has 2 exons. NCBI's taxonomy places the organism in Eukaryota, Viridiplantae, Streptophyta, Magnoliopsida, Fabales, Fabaceae. Bases 75 to 770 code for a protein of 231 amino acids. The record is from RefSeq and is a predicted model, not a curated record.
CAAACACUGAUAGAAAAGAAAAUUCACCAGUGAACAACGAAGGAUAGAAGAAAAAAAAGCUUCAGUGAAAGAAAAUGGCGUUGUACCUGGACGAAGAAGAGAUUUGGAAGUGCCCGAAGCAUCCAUCGAAGCGAAGAAGAAGCGGAAUUUGCCAUAUUUGCCUUCGCGACCGUCUCGUAACUCUUUGCCCUGACUGUGCUAACGUGCGCCCCUGUUCCUGCUACGCCACCAGCUCCUCCUCCUCUUCUUCCUCUUCGUCUUCCUUCUCGCGUUUUUCCGGCGCCAGCGACUCCGUCGGCCGCGUCCACAACCUCAUCGAGCGGGAGCCAGGGCUGCGACGCUCGCGCUCCAUGGCGAUUCCGUUUCUCCGAUCGAGGUCGCGGUUCUCCGGCGGCGGCGGAGGAGAUAGGGUUUUGGAUCUCGAUAGCGCGAGGGAGUCGCCGGCGAUGAACGGAAGCCGGUCGGCGAGGUCGUUCUGGUCAAUGUUCAAGUCGCAGAAGAGCAGUAGACACGGCGGCGGUGAGCAGGAGUGGGAAGCGAAGAAGAUAUUGGCAGAGGAACGCGACGGCGACGGGAGCAUAAAUCCGGUGAUGGCGCGGUCAAGGUCGGUGGCUGUGACGGCGGUAGCGAGGGUUUCUGGCGACGGAGAAUUGAGACCGCGGACGAAGGGGAAAGGGUGGUUCUUUCCGAGCCCGAUGAAGGCUUUCCGGCAAUCCAAGGUCUCUAAAGUGGUUCAAGAACACUCUCCUUUGUAUAGAGUACGAUCUUGAUCCUAGUGCGUUAUGGUUCGGCUGGGAAUGUUGAAUUUGCAAUUUGCAAUUUGGAAUACAAAUACAAUGACAGAAAAGUGUUAUUAUUAAUUGUUUAGCUACUAGUCUAUAUUUAUGUAACUAUGUAUAUGUAUAUCUCAUACGAUUUUGUGAUUUCUAAAUUUUAGUGAAUGUUCGUCGGAGAAUGA